CUGAAAAUUUUCAAAGCAUCAGCAUGAACAGAGAGAGUGGAAACUUUGUUAACGUUGAACAUUUCUGGAGCGCACGCAGCGGCAAGUCUUUCCCGUUAAUAAGGUCACCCACCAGCACAUGAUCUGCUGGUUGAUGUCUUUAUGGAGGUGGGUGGAGAAUGUGUGGGGCAGGUGACACCGUGGUGUUCAACCAACUACCCACCCACCUACCACAGAGAGAUGGAAAGAGGGAGAGAGACUUUGUAUUUCAUUUAAUUUUUGCUAGCAGCCGAGGGAGAGAGACUUUGUAUUUCAUUUAAUUUUUGCUAGCAGCCGAGGGAGAGAGACUUUGUAUUUCAUUUAAUUUUUGCUAGCAGCCUCCUUUUUGUAAUUUGAAAACGGUUUGGGAGUCGUAAAAAUUUUCGUUUAGCGUGUUACUCUCAUUCGGCCUUCUUGAUUACGGAAUUAGAAUUGUGGUAGAUAUUUUUGUUUUAUUAUAAGACUGAUUCAUACGUUGUUCGAGCGACAGAUUGGCCAAUUUCAGACCAUAAGAGAAGCUUCCUGUUUUUCUGGGGGUUUGGCACGCUGUUUCUCUCCAUUGUUUAAAGCGUCUAUAACUACUGGCCCCCGGCCUUUCAUUCUUCUGCUCCAUAGCUGCUAGUACGUGAAGCCAUCUCCCACUUCCCUUGGUUCUUCCUACUGGUGAACUCUCUCUCUGUUUGAUACACCGCUCUGUUUCCUCCCCAUCUGAGGGCUUCUCUCGUCUCAUUUGAUUGGUGCUGUUAAAUAAGCAGCGCAAGGAGACAUGGCGCAGGAACCCAUAAAAUCUGAAGAAGUGGUUCUCACGGAAGAGGUGGGCAGUGUUAGAUUGAUCACGUUGAACAGGCCUCAGCAACUGAACGUUAUUUCCUCAAAAGUGGUGUCAAUACUAGCUGAGACUCUAGAGAAAUGGGAAGGAGAAGAUGAUGCAAAACUUAUUGUUAUUAAGGGAAGCGGGCGUGCAUUUUCUGCUGGUGGGGAUUUAAAGAUGUUCUACACUGAAGGAAAGACAGAUAUCUCUUGUACUGAGGUUGUCUAUAGGAUGUAUUGGUUAGUUCAUCACAUCCAUACCUAUAAGAAGACAACGGUAGCUCUUGUUCAUGGUAUUGUCAUGGGUGGAGGUGCAUCACUCAGUGUUCCUUUGAAAUAUUCGGUCGUCACUGAAAAAACUGUUUUUUCAGUGCCUGAAGCUAGUGUAGGAUUCCAUACAGACUGUAGUUUCUCUUACAUUCUUUCACAUCUUCCAGGGCAUUUAGGGGAGUACCUGGCCUUGACUGGCGCCAGACUGGAUGGAAAGGAAAUGCUUUCUGCAGGCCUUGCUACCCAUUUCGUCCCUUCUGCUAAAAUGGUUGAGCUUGAGAAGCGCUUGCUUAGUUUGGACUCUGGUGAUGAAAGUGCUGUCAGUUCUGCAAUUGAGGAAUUCUCAGUACCUGUCGAACUCAAUGAGAAAAGCGCCCUGAACAAGAAAAAGGUAAUAGAUAAAUGCUUUUCUCAAGGAUCCGUGGAGGAAAUCAUAAGUGCAUUGGAGGCAGAGGCCAGUGCAGAAGGAAAUGAAUGGGCAACUGAAGUAGUCAAAGGGUUGAAAAGAUCAUCACCAACAGGACUUAAGAUCACACUGAGAUCUGUAAGGGAAGGAAGGAAACAAUCCUUGGCUGAAUGUCUGAAGAAGGAAUUCAGACUUACCAUGAACAUACUGAAAACAGUAAUCUCCAAUGAUAUGUAUGAGGGAAUUAGAGCUUUGGUGAUUGACAAGGACAAAGCUCCAAAGUGGGAUCCGCCAACCUUGAACAAAGUGAGCAGUGAGAAAUUGGACCUGGUCUUUGAACCUUUCAAAGAUGAGUUGGAGCUUCAGAUUCCAUCGGAGGGCAAGUUAUCCAGGUGGGAUGGAAAGUUCGAAAAGUCUGUCUAUCAUUCUCAGAAGCACUGACAGGUAGCAGAGGCUACUUCUUACUUCUUAAGUCAGACCGGCAAAUCUACCAUCCAUCGCGUUUUACUCCACAAAAGAAAUAGGCCAUUUUCCAGUUGUCCUAAAGAGCUUGUCUGGUUGUUUAGGUGAAAGGGCUUGCAGAAAUAGCACCACCAUGAUGAAGUGGACUGCAAGAAAAAUAAAAGCGAAUGCUCAGUGACAUGGCUAGUCUCGAUGAGCAGCAGCACACCAUUGUCAUGCGACAAGCAGCCAUCUUGUUUUCAUUUUUGUUUUCCUGUUUGGUGUGUAUGAAUCCUAUUCUCAGAACUGAAGAAUGCUUAAUGUUCUUCAGCUGAGUGACAGGUCUGUAGCCAUAAAAGUUGGUACUUCUUUACAUCUACUUAUAUUUAAUCUACUUCAUUUACAAUUCCA
Messenger RNA from Nymphaea colorata (pocket water lily), 2356 nucleotides. Its product is annotated as 3-hydroxyisobutyryl-CoA hydrolase-like protein 5. Gene Ontology annotation, molecular function: 3-hydroxyisobutyryl-CoA hydrolase activity. Gene Ontology annotation, biological process: L-valine catabolic process. NCBI's taxonomy places the organism in Eukaryota, Viridiplantae, Streptophyta, Magnoliopsida, Nymphaeales, Nymphaeaceae. The transcript is spliced from 16 exons. The record is from RefSeq and is a predicted model, not a curated record. Bases 785 to 1945 code for a protein of 386 amino acids.